GGGAAACUUGAAUUAAGGCAAACAAAUUGCUCGUAAAAACCUGGUUUAAAGUGUGGCAGUAUCUAGCACCUUCAAUAUAUAUAUACACACACACUAAAUAUCUUUAUUUUUUGGUUUUUUAAAAAUCUAAUCUUGGUUUCUCUAGGGUUAUUCAAACAAACCGAUUUUUGUUUAUCCUUUCUGUAAACGCAGCGGCUAUGGAGGAAGUGAGAGAAACCUCUGCUUGGGUGGCUCGUAAUUCUUCUCACGUUACCAUUGAUUCUUCAGUUUGUUGGGAGUGCAGGGCUUGAGAAAGUAGUGGAGACAAUGAAAGAGUCGAUUCCGAAAGUAGAGUGGGAUUAUGAAGGGAUUCAUUAUUUUGAUAAUGGACCCCUCACUGUUCAAUACCUUUUUGUUUUGGAUGCUUUGAAUUUCUGUUUCUGGCCUGAUAAGGAUCUAAACUAUGAUCAUUUGGCCAAGGGAUUAAAGGAAGCUUUGCUGAAUGACCACUCUGCAUUUGAUGCCGACCGUUUACAGAAGUACACAGGUCCUCAAUUGCGCGAGUUAUUGAAAUGGCCUCGAUCACUUCCUUUGGAGGAGGAGAGGGUUCGCUUGUUGCAUGAGGUUGGUUUCGAACUCGAAAGAAGCUUUGAGGGUAAGGCAUCGAAACUUGUUGAAUCUUGUGGAAAAUCAGCUGUAAAGCUUGUUGCACUUGUCACACGUCAUUUUCCUGGCUUUCGAGAUCACUCAAUGUACAAAGGGCACCAGGUUUUCUUGUACAAAAGAGCACAGAUAUUUGCUGCUGACUUGUGGGGUGCAUUCAAGGGGCAAGGAUAUGGAGAAUUUAAUGACAUUGGCUCGAUCACUAUGUUUGCUGACUAUAUUGUUCCAGCUGUGCUCCAGCAGCUUGGUGUGCUCAAAUAUAGUUCCACCCUUGCAAACGCCAUUCAGGCCAGCAGUGAAAUAGGUGCUGGCACGGAAGAGGAAGUUGAACUUCGAGCAUGCUCGAUUUUUGCUGUGGAGAAAAUGAGAGAGUUACUAAGUAUAAAAUGCGGAAAGCAGGUUCUGAGUGUCGAGUUAGAUCUUUGGCUCUGGUCCGUUGGUGUCCAAUGCCCAUCGCUCCAACAUCAUCGAACACUGUCAAUAUAUUACUGAGUAGAUCAUAUGCUUGUAAGAAGCAGAACACAAAUUUUGGCUUGGAAUGUCUGAAGUACUUUCUUAGGUUAAGUUUUGUCUUAGUCACUGACAUCCUUUUAUGUUUAAUCGGUUUAGGAUCUUGGUUUUUGUAUUGAACUGUCCCCUAGAUCGGACCUCAAAAAAUAUGGAUGAUCGGAGUAAGUUCAGGUUUUGAUUUCUAGUCUGCGGGUGUUUGCUCAAGUGUAAUGAUAUGAUAUUGUCCUGCGAUUGGAACAUUGUUGUGUUUUGGAA
Molecule: messenger RNA, 1407 nt
Organism: Gossypium raimondii (Peruvian cotton)
Lineage: Eukaryota; Viridiplantae; Streptophyta; Magnoliopsida; Malvales; Malvaceae
Exons: 7
Coding region: 307-1134 (275 amino acids)
Source: RefSeq, a predicted model, not a curated record